AUGACAAGCGAAAAUGAAUUAGCGGGCGGAACGCGAGCGCAAAAUUUAUCGUUACCGAUUGAAUUAUCCGCAGAAAAAAUCCAAGAUUUUCAAGCAUCGUUUUCUCUUAUGGAUAUUCGGGCCAAAGGUUUUAUCGGUCCGGAUGAUCUUCUUCAAGUUGCAAAAGCCGCAGAUAUGAAAAUUUCGGUAGACGAAGCGCAUUUGUUAAUUGGAUCAACUAAUGAAGAUCAAUCAGGUGGAAUCGAUAUGAAAGAGUUUCUUUCCAUCAUGACAACACCGAUUAAUCAACAAGAUCUUGAAGAAGAACUUCGAGGAACAUUUAAUGUUUUUGAUAAAGAUAAAAAUGGAACAAUUAAUGCAAAUGAAUUAAAAAAAUUCGUUCGAUUUUGGGAUUGUGAAUUAACUGAAGACGAAGCUGAUGAUAUGAUUAACCAAGCCGAUCCGAACAAAACUGGCUCAAUUAAUUAUCACGAUUUUAUUGAAUUUCUUUUACAUACAUAA
Adineta ricciae is the source of this 501-nucleotide messenger RNA. NCBI's taxonomy places the organism in Eukaryota, Metazoa, Rotifera, Eurotatoria, Adinetida, Adinetidae. The record is from the annotation of a GenBank genome assembly.